AUGUGUUCGACAAAAUGUCCGACUGGGAUUUCACUGCCAGUCCAUGAAUCUCCAAGAGACUUAUCGCUUUUGGAUUCAAUUUCUGAAUUCGAGUUUUGUGUUGGUGGUAGUUUUGAACAUGAGUCUUCUUCUGCAGACGAGCUCUUCUUCAAUGGCGUCAUCGUUCCCACUCAGAAUCAACAGAGGUUUGUGCACAGUAAACGAACCCAUCCACGCGAGAGUGCUCCAUUUUUACCCUCCUCGCUUCCCCCUCUUCCUCCUGCGGCAGCAACCGAGAAUUCAAAGAAAGAGAAUACAGAGGAACUAGUUCAUGUUGUGAAUUCUGAAUCCGAGAAGAAAAGUCGGUCCAAAUCUUUCUGGGGGUUCGGAAGAAGUAACAGUGUUACUUAUGACAGUAGAAAGAGCUCAUUGUGCUCUCUACCACUUCUUUCACGAAGUAAUUCAACUGGUUCAGUGCAAAACCCAAAACGAACGCCAUUGAAGGAUGUGAAAGGGCAGAGUCCUCUGCUGCAGAGACAGCAUUCAGUUUCAGAGGGCAAGUCAAAGUCCUCAUUUUUAGCACCCCCAUUUUCAAACUCUGCUGCAAAUUCUUACUCAAAGCUCCAAAAGCCUCAUCAUAAGAAGAAUCAGGGAGGGUUUUAUGGCAACAAUCUCUGUAUAAACCCCAUUUUGAAUGUACCACCUCCUUAUAUCACCAAAGAAACUGCAAACAUCUUUGGCUUGAGUUCUCUUUUACGCGGCGGUGGCAAAGAAAAGAAGAACAGAAAAUGA
Molecule: messenger RNA, 771 nt
Organism: Momordica charantia (bitter melon)
Lineage: Eukaryota; Viridiplantae; Streptophyta; Magnoliopsida; Cucurbitales; Cucurbitaceae
Source: RefSeq, a predicted model, not a curated record